AUGAAAAAGCAUCCUAUCAUCAAUUCUAAUACAACUAAUACAAGCAAUAUUAACAAUGAUAUUAAUACUUCUCUAGAAGUUCAAAAUUGUACAACUCAAAAUUUAAAUGCAGUUGACAGAAUGCCCCUUGAAAAUGAAUCCAUACAAAAUAAUAAUUCUAUACCUCAAGAAAAUCAUUUUAAUAAUUGUAUUCCUCUUGCUACAGCUCUUACUUCAUUCCAAGAUUCUGCUCUUAAAUUUACAAUAUCACUAAUCAGUAAUAAUAAUUUUUCUAGAAAAAAUGCUUUUGAUAUUCAAAGAGGUAUAGAAGAAAGCUUAAUAAAACCAUUGGUGAAUUUACUGAAUGAUUUUCUUAAAGAUACAAUUGAAUUGCCUGCAAUACUAUCACAAUUUAAUAAAAUUACAUCAAUAUUAUCAAAUCCAUUUGAAUGGUGUAAUUCUGAAUAUAAGUUAAAUAAUUGGUUGUCUGAAAACAACUUGUACGAAGAAGCAUUGUACGAUUGUACAAUUUAA
This is a messenger RNA of Macrosiphum euphorbiae (potato aphid), 513 nucleotides long. NCBI's taxonomy places the organism in Eukaryota, Metazoa, Arthropoda, Insecta, Hemiptera, Aphididae. The record is from the annotation of a GenBank genome assembly.